This is a messenger RNA of Neopelma chrysocephalum (saffron-crested tyrant-manakin), 1576 nucleotides long. RefSeq names its product mothers against decapentaplegic homolog 2-like. Gene Ontology annotation, biological process: SMAD protein signal transduction; BMP signaling pathway; anatomical structure morphogenesis. Bases 55 to 1458 code for a protein of 467 amino acids. The transcript has 10 exons. Gene Ontology annotation, molecular function: DNA-binding transcription factor activity, RNA polymerase II-specific; I-SMAD binding; RNA polymerase II cis-regulatory region sequence-specific DNA binding. Gene Ontology annotation, cellular component: heteromeric SMAD protein complex. The record is from RefSeq and is a predicted model, not a curated record. NCBI's taxonomy places the organism in Eukaryota, Metazoa, Chordata, Aves, Passeriformes, Pipridae.
GAUCAGACAGGAAUCUAAUUUAUUGCUUGCUGAGUGUUCUGUCUGGUGAAAGUCAUGUCAUCCAUAUUGCCAUUCACUCCACCAGUUGUGAAGAGACUUCUGGGGUGGAAAAAAUCUGCUGGUGGCUCUGGAGGGGCUACUGGUAGUGAGCAGAAUGGUCAGGAUGAAAAGUGGUGUGAAAAAGCAGUGAAAAGCUUGGUCAAGAAGCUAAAGAAAACAGGACAGCUGGAUGAGCUUGAGAAGGCAAUUACCACUCAGAAUUGCAGUACAAAAUGUGUGACCAUACCAAGCACUUGCUCUGAAAUUUGGGGACUGAGUACACCAAACACGAUAGAUCAGUGGGAUACAACAGGCCUUUACAGCUUCUCUGAACAAACCAGAUCUCUCGAUGGCCGUCUACAGGUAUCUCAUCGUAAAGGAUUACCACAUGUUAUUUACUGUCGUUUGUGGCGCUGGCCAGAUCUUCACAGUCACCAUGAACUUAAAGCAAUUGAAAACUGUGAAUAUGCUUUUAAUCUUAAAAAGGAUGAAGUAUGUGUAAACCCUUACCACUACCAGAGAGUGGAGACACCAGUCUUGCCUCCUGUACUAGUGCCACGGCACACUGAGAUUCUAACAGAACUGCCGCCUCUCGAUGACUAUACCCAUUCCAUUCCUGAAAACACUAACUUUCCAGCUGGAAUUGAACCACAGAGCAAUUACAUACCAGAAACACCACCUCCAGGAUAUAUCAGUGAAGAUGGAGAAACGAAUGACCAGCAGUUGAACCAAAGCAUGGAUACAGGAUCUCCAGCAGAGCUGUCUCCUAGUACUCUUUCUCCAGUUAAUCAUAGCCUGGACUUGCAACCAGUUACUUACUCGGAGCCUGCAUUUUGGUGUUCAAUAGCAUAUUAUGAAUUGAAUCAAAGAGUGGGAGAAACCUUCCAUGCAUCCCAGCCUUCCCUGACUGUAGAUGGCUUUACAGAUCCUUCCAAUUCAGAACGAUUUUGUCUAGGUUUGCUUUCCAAUGUAAACAGAAAUGCUACAGUGGAAAUGACAAGGCGACAUAUAGGAAGGGGAGUACGUCUCUAUUACAUUGGUGGAGAAGUUUUUGCUGAGUGCUUAAGCGAUAGUGCGAUUUUUGUUCAGAGCCCCAAUUGUAAUCAAAGAUAUGGCUGGCAUCCUGCAACUGUGUGCAAAAUUCCACCAGGAUGCAAUCUAAAAAUCUUUAAUAACCAAGAAUUUGCUGCUCUUCUGGCUCAAUCUGUGAAUCAGGGUUUUGAAGCAGUUUAUCAGCUUACUAGAAUGUGUACCAUAAGAAUGAGUUUUGUUAAAGGAUGGGGAGCUGAAUACAGGCGGCAAACAGUAACAAGCACUCCUUGCUGGAUUGAACUUCAUCUGAAUGGACCUCUACAAUGGUUGGACAAAGUAUUAACUCAGAUGGGCUCCCCUUCAGUACGCUGCUCCAGCAUGUCGUAAAACUCCUUCCUCUGUUACCAGUGGGCUAAACAUCGAGUCCAAUCAACAGACUUAAUAUAACAGUUCAUCUGUCAUAGUACUUGUGUGUGGUCCCCAUGAACUGUUCACCAUCCAAAAA